Messenger RNA from Dicrocoelium dendriticum, 3000 nucleotides. NCBI's taxonomy places the organism in Eukaryota, Metazoa, Platyhelminthes, Trematoda, Plagiorchiida, Dicrocoeliidae. The record is from the annotation of a GenBank genome assembly.
AUGAUCGCUCUGUUCACACCGGUUCGCUCCAUAUCUAAGAGUCCAAAGCAUAAUAUCGGACGACAAACAGCCUCCAAGCUGGAAGGAGUACAGAUUGGGGUCUACCAAUGUGCACCGGCUGAAAAGUAAAAAGGGCACGAUUGUUAACACCGUGUCUCACAGCGAGUAAAUCAACAAGAAGCGAAAAGGAAUAAUAUUUUAAAGCGAUGAAAACGGCGCCAACGAAAAGGUAUUGCGAAUUGUUUUGCUUCUCAUAAGAAGGGUCUCAAAAAACGAGUCAAUUACCGCAUCACUAUCGCGCCAAGUGACGCGCAGAUUCCGAGUGCAUUGGCGACAUGAACUUCAUCGGGUGAUACCUUUUCGUUAAGAACUACUUGCAUCGAUGUCAUCUCUGCUUAUCUACAAAUGGAAUUUUUCUGCCAUAUGGUGCAUCAACAUUUACGUGCUUCUGGCGAUUUUCGCCUCCAUACGUGUGAUAUGUGACCUCACGACGCUCGAUCCCACUUCCUUUCCAUCGGAGUUGAAAUCCGUUUUCAGCAAGUUUAGCUCUGAUUUUGAUUGCAAUUUCAACCACAAAGCAUUUUGCGCUUUCCAAUUUGUUCCCGCUGAUUGGAGUUUUCAUCAGAGUAUGCGAGAGUUGGCGGAGAAGCUGAGGAUAGCGGCUGAAGCUGCAGCGAAUGCACUCUCAACGUUCACGAAUGUCUCAGGCAACGAUUCUGAAUCCAAUUUGCAGGAAGUGGAAAUUCAUCCUGUCACAGUGCCUCAAACAAACUACUUUCCGUGCGCGGCCAAGACGUCAAGCAUACAUUCUUCCAAUCCGACAUCCUGCAUUCUGGAGCUUUCGGUCCCAUGGCCACGGUUCGCCCCCUUUGUAGUACCUUCAGUAGAAACUAUCCCCGGUGUAAACUUAGCCACCUCGGUCUCUGGUGGUAACCGAGCGCUUUCCAAUCGUUUCACUCCCGCUUCUCCAUCCCCUGCGCAACGAUAUCCUGCUCCUCUCGUAUGCCUACAGGUGAACUUUCGAUUCCCUCCUAAUCAAUCCAGCCAAGUAAACAUCGAUUUUGUCUCACCCAUUCAGACAAUACGCACAGACCUGCUUGGAGCCCCAUCACGGAGUCCAUCGGCAACACAUUUAUCCGAUGACCUGCAAGCAGUUAGCACGUUGCCGCACGACGUUUGGGUGGAGUUAACUGUCCCGGUCCGAGCAGCAUCUGGCAUAUCGGAACCUGGACGCGAAACAUAUUCACCACUCCGGAGCUCCACUGCGCUUCCAUCCAUUGUAUUCGGCAGUCACGGUGUCACAUGGAUAGCCACUGUGGUCCCGACACCGCUGCGUCUACAAAUCACGUCCGGUGUUUGUGUGGACAACUUCCGCCUCAGGUCGCUUGUGCUCGAAAACGAGAUACCUGCAAAUUCUUGCGUCCGAAGUAUCCGCUGGAUUGAGCCGUUGACCACCUCCGAUGUCCUGAUCCUGAUUGACGAGUUCGGAGCUCCCGUCCGACCAGUGGAUAUUGAUGCGGUUCCCGUGCUCGACGGCACAAACACCCCGUUGCUCCGAGUGUACGAGCCCCACAGCCUGAUGAACGGAAUGGACUGGCUCCGUUUCACCGGCUCCCUGAUUCUGUCUGUCACGGUCACUCUGCUGUUUCUCCUCUUCGUCUCCGUCGUCGGUCUGUCUAUUACAAUGGCACGAAGGCACUACGGUCGCACUCGUCGUCCACGUCGCCUCACCCUCAUAUCCGAGAGUCAAGAUGAUCAUUCCAAGGAUGCUCAUGAUAGCCUCUUGUCGGAGGUCACCUGUCCCGUUCUGAGUGACCCUGAGGUGCAAUCCGUGGAUCCAGAGCCCAGUUCAAUUCAGGGUGGAGAAAGUCUAUUUCACAACGGUACCGAUACGUUUCAAAGCAGAGGAGAUACGCCAGUUGAGAAUUCAAUGAUUGGCACACAUUUGGGGAGCACCGCAUCCGUGCAGUUACUUCGAAACUGGUACUUUUAUCGUCGGAAGGCAAAUCGCAAUCGUAUGCAAUCACGCGCACGGGAAGGGAAUCCCACUUCGCGUCUCCCUUCACCACUGGCCUCCUUUGCACAUGAGAUGGUCACGCGACCUGUACAACGACGGAACACUGCCGCCUCCGCAGCUGACAACCCGUGCAGACAUUCGUUCAUUUUGUCCGCAGACGCGGAUAAUCAGCUCAUCAUUAUGCCCGCCUUCCACUCAGGUUCCGCACCGUCGACUAGUAUGCGUGAAGCACGAAGGGGUUCGGAAACCCAUCUAAGGAUGAUACCUGAGUCACCGUUCUACACCUCCCAAAAUCUGUCCUGUGACAGAGCAUUGCAUUGGGAUGCUAACCACCAGUUGAACAACGAAUGCGCCCAGUCCCUUGAGUCUAUGGAUCAGUCGCCCUCAGCCCCCCCACCACCCCCAGAUUAUCAUACUUCAUCCACUGUACCACGUUCUCAACUCUCAGCCACGGACGGUUCCAUUAACUCUUUCGGUCUCACUCCCCCCUCUGCGGAUUUUGCCAUUUCAGACUCCAGCUUGAUUAGUUGAACGUGACCGAUGUACAGAGUCUUACAUUUGUUCACUUUGCACUGUUGAGGGCAUCCUCACUUGCCUCGAUUACUUGCGGUACUGAUAUAUAUAUACAAUAUAUAUAUAUAUAUAUAUAUAUAUAUAAUUUGAAAACCACCUACGGUCUCUGACAACUCUGUGUAAUUAUCUUAAUGUAUGCACACCAAGCGAUCUGUGAACAAGUUCAUUUUCAUUUCACAUCCCCACCCCACCAGGCGGAUCGUGACUUUCCAUCCGUGUACUCAUCCCAAACCAGGUGUUAUUUAUCUGCAAUGCUCCUUGUCUAAUCUUUUUCUGCAAAAAAACUGCUUUUAUGCUUCCUUUAGUAAUAUUUCCAUUGUGGCCGCUUUAUUGCUCCUGAUUUUCCCACUCGCAUAGAUGUUUCUCUUCGAAAAGCAUGUGUUCUGCUUUUAGGCUUUUCCGGCGUCGAC